AUGUCUUUAUCAAAAUUUGAAACUUUAGCCAAUGAAAUUUUCUUGGAUAUUUUUGAUUAUCUUCGACCACUUGAUUUAAUUCAUGCAUUUAGUAUGCUUAAUGAUCGUUUACAAAAUUUAAUUAUUCAACGUCGAAUGCAUGUUGAUUUAUCGACAAAUAUAUCUUUUAAUGAAUUUAAUGAAUAUUGUUCAAACAUUUUUCUUAAUUAUUCAUCAUGUAUCUAUGCAAUUCGUUUAUCAAAUAUUGAAACAUGUGGUGGAAUUAAAUUAUUUUUAACAAGAUUUUCACAUAUAAAUAGAACAUUUCCUAAUUUAUAUAUAAUGUCAUUUAUUGAACCGAAUGAAUCUGAAUAUAAACAAAUUAUUAAAUUAAAACAUUUAUCAUCAAUUCAAGUAAAAUCUUAUAAAAUGUAUGAACAAAAAAUUCAACUUGGUCUUCUCUUCGAUAUUCCACAUUUAAAAACAUGUGUUUUGUCAUAUGAUGAUGUUUUAUCUACAAACAAACUUCGACCAAAUUCUCAUCUCAAUCGACUUGUUCUUGAUAGUUUUUAUAUAAAUGAUCUUCAUACACUUAUUCAAUUUUAUCCGUUACUUAAACAUCUUACUAUUCAUCGACUUCUUGUUAAUUUUCAAGGUUUUUUACCACUAUUUAAUGAAUCAUUUCAAACACUUCGUACACUUAAACUCAAUUGUAUAUAUACAGUUCGAUUUGAUUAUCUUGCACAUAUACUUUCGUUUUUACCACGACUAUCUCGACUUACAAUAAGUGCUAUUGGUAUUGAUUUUUUAAGUUCAGAACAAUGGUUACGAAUAUUAACAUCAUUAGAACAAUUACGUUUUCUUGUACUUGAUAUUAAAGCUGUAUCAUCAACAUUUGAUGAUGAACUUUCAUCAUCAUUUUUAACUGGAUUUUGGCGACAAUGGCAUAUAGCUGUUGAUUAUUCACAAGAUAAUAAUAAAUUUCAUCUAUUUACUGUACCAUAUCGUCGUCUUUCAUUUAUUAGUACAAUACAUUGUUUACCUGUAACUGAAGCACCGUAUAAUGCGUUUACUUCAGUUACUGAUCUUUAUUUGAAAACAAAUAUGCCAAUGCAGAUUUAUACGCAACGAAUAUAUCCGAAUGUACGUGCUCUUCAAAUAUAUCAAAAUGCUAUUGUUCCAGUUAAUUAUUCAACAUUACUUACACAACUUUGUUCUAUGAUUGAUUUAUAUAAAUUAAUUCAUUUAGAACUUUUCAUUCCGUUACCGGCGUCUAUGUUUUUUGCUUUAUUAAAAUUUACACCGUGUUUACGAUAUUUCAAAACUGAUUAUGAUAUUCUUAUGACUCUAACAGAUCGUCUUCAAAAUAAUGAUGUAUGUUCUAAAUUACAUGAUAGACUUGAAAAAUUUGUAUUACGUCGUGGUACUCUACCAAUUGUUGAUAAUAAUCGUUUUCUUGAAGUAUUUUCAAAUGUAAAACAUUUACAUAUUAAUUUAAAUACAUUACAUGAUUUAAGACAAAUUGCUGGUAAAUUUGUUAAAACUAUGACUAAUCUUCUAACAUUAAGUAUUUGGCUCAUUAGUACUAAUGAACCAAAUGAUACACUUCAAUGGGAAGGUAUUGUUAAUAAUGUAAGCUAUGAAAUAGCUAAACGACAUAUUAAAAUUUGGAAAUAA
Rotaria sp. Silwood1 is the source of this 1656-nucleotide messenger RNA. The record is from the annotation of a GenBank genome assembly. Lineage: Eukaryota; Metazoa; Rotifera; Eurotatoria; Philodinida; Philodinidae.